GCGGUGCGCGGGGUACGGUGGGCGCUGGGCGGGCGCUGGGCGCGCAAGGUGCGCGGGUCCGGUUAUGAAGCUUGGCCGGGCCGCUCUGGCCCUGCUGCUGCUGGCGCCGUGCGUGGUUCGUGCGGUGGAGCCCAUCAGCCUGAGUCUGGCCCUGGCCGGCGUACUCACCACCUAUAUCUCCUACCCUCGUCUCUACUGCCUCUUCGCCGAGUGCUGCGGCCAGAUGCGGAGCCUCAGCCGGGAGGCGCUGCAGAAAGAUCUGGAUAACAAGCUCUUUGGACAGCAUCUUGCAAAAAAAGUCAUCCUAAACGCCGUGUCUGGUUUCCUAAGCAACCCGAAGCCCAAGAAGCCCCUUACCCUCUCUCUGCACGGGUGGACGGGCACCGGCAAAAACUUCGCCAGCAAGAUCAUCGCGGAGAAUAUUUACGAGGGCGGACUGAACAGUGACUAUGUACACCUGUUUGUGGCCACGCUACACUUCCCCCACGCCUCUAACAUCACACAGUAUAAGGACCAGUUACAGAUGUGGAUCAGAGGCAACGUGAGCGCCUGUGCUCGCUCCAUCUUCAUCUUUGAUGAGAUGGACAAGAUGCAUGCCGGCCUCAUCGACGCCAUCAAGCCUUUCCUAGACUAUUACGAUGUGGUAGAUGAGGUCUCCUAUCAGAAAGCCAUCUUCAUCUUCCUCAGCAAUGCAGGGGCAGAGAGGAUCACAGACGUGGCUCUGGAUUUCUGGAAAAGUGGGAAGCAGAGGGAAGAAAUCAAGCUCAGAGACAUGGAGCCCGCCCUGGCCGUGUCGGUCUUCAAUAACAAGAACAGUGGCUUCUGGCACAGCAGCCUCAUUGACCGGAACCUCAUAGAUUAUUUUGUCCCCUUCCUGCCCCUGGAGUACAAGCACCUGAAAAUGUGCAUCAGAGUGGAGAUGCAGUCCCGAGGCUAUGAAGUAGAUGAGGACAUCAUCAGCAAGGUAGCGGAAGAGAUGACGUUCUUCCCCAAGGAGGAGAAGGUCUUCUCUGACAAGGGCUGCAAGACUGUGUUCACCAAGCUGGACUACUACCUGGAUGACUGAGGCCGGCUGCCAGGGCUGUGUCAGUCCGCUCCUCCCCAGAAGAGGCUUGGACACUUCCUGCUGAGGUUAGCGGGAGAAUCCUGUUUCUGCUCCUCAGAGCCUGCAGGUGACCGCGCUGUAGGGACCACAGAUGCAACAUGGACCUGAAGCUCCUGGAGCCUCCAGAGAUGAAAGCAGCUCCCAGCAUUCUGGACUUGUGAUUUUUUUAAAAUUAUGUUUUAAUUUCAGGUGUUUCUGUUUUGAGGCAGAACAAGUAAGUUUUACUGCAAAUGUGAUAACGUUUUAUUUAAAAUGGUUUUUAAUACUAUAAGAAGCUUUCAGCGGUGGCUUUGUGUGUCUUUUGAAACUGUUGGAUGACAUUACCAGUAUUUCUACUUCAGAAACCC
Molecule: messenger RNA, 1452 nt
Organism: Mus musculus (house mouse)
Lineage: Eukaryota; Metazoa; Chordata; Mammalia; Rodentia; Muridae
Gene: Tor1a
Product: torsin family 1, member A (torsin A)
Exons: 5
Coding region: 65-1066 (333 amino acids)
Biological process (GO): response to oxidative stress; cell adhesion; protein localization to nucleus
Cellular component (GO): synapse; endoplasmic reticulum lumen; endoplasmic reticulum membrane
Molecular function (GO): identical protein binding; ATP hydrolysis activity; kinesin binding
Source: RefSeq, marked validated